This is a messenger RNA of Cheilinus undulatus (humphead wrasse), 3403 nucleotides long. It is a transcript of the gene axdnd1, whose product is annotated as axonemal dynein light chain domain containing 1. NCBI's taxonomy places the organism in Eukaryota, Metazoa, Chordata, Actinopteri, Labriformes, Labridae. The transcript has 25 exons. Bases 51 to 3050 code for a protein of 999 amino acids. The record is from RefSeq and is a predicted model, not a curated record.
AGAUAUUUACAGAAGAGACCUUACUGUAACAUUUCCAACGUGAGUCCGGGAUGUCAGCGUCCCUGAGAGCCAGCUCAGCGCCGAAUUCAGCGGGGCCGGAGCAGACACUGGACAGCACAGUGGCUGAGAUGAAUUGUCAAGUCCCAGCUGAGAGUAGAAAGGCACCUCUUCCUCCUGUCAACAGCCAGAUCAUCCCAACCGAACUGAUGGUCAGCCUUUCCUCUACCGUCUGUAACAGGAUUACUCUGGGGCACACUGCACACAGUCGACAUUGCAAGGGCUGUGGAAUCAGGCGACCAGAUGCAGCCUGGCAUCACCCCCUUGGUCGUAAAAAUUAUAAAUACUUUCUUGAGCAGCCAACAUCUGUGACUGGAGCUGGCAGGGACAUUUCCUUCCUGUGUGACGCCACAGUAAUGCAGAAGAAGUCAGAACCCCUCCCACCAGUGAGUGACAAGAGCGGCACCGAAGACACACAGGAUUUGAGCAUUUCUGAAAGUCUGAUACCAGAGGAGUAUCACAUAGUGAAAAACAGAGGACUAAAGAGCCUUGAAUUAUAUGAGGAUGCUUUCACAGUCCAGCUGCAAGAUGGCGAUCAGAAACUUCGGGUCUUCCCUUCACUGAGACCUAGUGGCAGACUGGAAGUGGUGCAGCUGAUGAGGGUGAUGGAUGACAUGCUGGAGAAGGCUGGAGUGGAUCAGCAGAGGGAAGAGCUGACUGAAAUCUCUCAGAUGGAGCAGUUGUUGGAGCUGGUGAAGGUUGAGCAAAACAUCUACAACAUUGUUUUCCAUGAACUGAUCAGACAGGUCAGUGUGAACUGCUCUGAGAGAGGAGAACUGCUCGCCAAACUCAGAAAGCGUUACCAGUCUCUGAUCGAGCGGAUCCCGCAGUGUUUGAAGGCUCUACAUACUGAGGCAGCGGCACAGCGGGCUCUUGACCGCCGGCUAACUGAGGAGAUCUACCACAUCAAGACAUCCAUGCAGCAGCUCAGCAUGGAGCUUUCCAAAAUCAGAGAGCAUGACGCCUUUGUGUCCCAGCAGGCAGAGCUGGCUCGCCGGCAGCUGGCAGGAGCACUCAAUCAGACUAACACCAGUGCAGAUGUGGUCCAGGGCUACCAUGAGCUGUAUGAGCUGCAGAGGACUCGCCUUGAGGCUCAGGUGCUUCAGAUGACUGAAGAGAGAGACUGCUGGAGCCAUCUCACCUUCUGCCUUGCUCUCAAGGUGAUCAGUGUAAAGAAGCUGCAGCUGAUGAGUCAGCUUCACAUUAGCAAGCAGAGUUGGUCGAAGACAGCAGAGCACUGCAUCCUCUAUCUCUCUUCAAAGGAUACAGAGGACCUGAAUAUCAUAAUGGAGCUAUAUAACUAUUGGAAAGAGCUGCUGACUACUCUAAUGUCUCAGAUGAAGAAGAGUGAGCAUGCUCAGUGUGAACAGAUCAAUGCCAUCCAGCAAGGAAUCAGCAAGUGGCUCAACUUCUGCAGCACACAGAACAAAAAUCCUAAUCCCAAAUAUGAGAAAACUACACUGGAAAAGAUUCAUUCUCAUUUAAAGGAGUGGUCAAAUUCAUUGACCCUCCUGUGUGAGUGCUACCAAGGUGAGCAGCUGCUCUCUUACCAGCAGACACUGGGCGAGCUCACUCGUGUCCAAGAGAAAUGGCUAAAUCUGAGUCUCGAGCUGUUCAAAAGACAUCCUUCCUCUGACGGUGAAGCCCCUGGAGGCCAGCAAACCAUAGAAGAGCUUGACAAGUACCUACCUGAGCUCCUCAAACAGCUGGACGCACAAGUCAGUGGAGAAACUGGGAGCUAUGGACAGAUAAGGUCACUUUUUAGGCUCGUUGAGUCAUGGGUUCCUAAGCUUGGUGCAGUGAUUGACAGGCCAGAGAUGAUGCCUGUCUCUGAUUGGUCAAAGCUUGAGAAGGCUUUACACAACUGGCAGAUUUUGACAGAAGACACCUUGAAAAACUUCACCAACAUGCAGACGGAAGACAAAAUGGAUGAAAACAAGCCUAACAUAUGUAAAGUGACAGAAAGUUUGCUGACCAAAGUAAAGGAGUUUAUAACUUACGUGUCCAACUUUUCCAAUGGUGAGAACCAAAGGCUCAGUGAAGAGAUUACUUCUAUUCACAUGGCGCAAACACGGUGGAUGCUGGAUCUGUUGCUCCUCAUGGUACCUAAUCAUGAUGAGGAUCAGAAGGAAGUACAAGAACAGCACACCAUGAUGAACAUCUCAGUGCAGACUCUGGAUGAUGAUGCUGAGAUACUGGGUGAUAGACUGGAUACUUUUUCCAAAUACAUCACCAGUUCGUGCAGGCUGAUUGUUGAGGAGCAGAUUCAACAGAACACCCAUGGCGCCAGUGGUGAAAAUGAAAUGAACGAGUGUGCAAAGCUGCAGAGGGAAGGCACCGAUUGGGUGGAGAUGAGCAAAAUCCUGCUCAUAGGUCUGAAAAGUCAUUUGGAGGUGCCUGUCACCCAGACUGUUCCUGCUGCUACCAGUGCUGUCCCAGUUUCUCCAGCAGACAGCAUGAACACUGUGGCAACCAAAGAGCUUGCAGCAGAGCCUACAGCAAACAGCAAAGUCAAGCAUGAGCCAGAGGUGGACCAGACAGAGGGGGAGCCCAAAGUUUGUGAGAGCCCAGCGGUGAAGCUGAUUGGCUAUGAUGGACACAUUGCAAGCAGAAAACUGAGAGAGAACAGGGUCCACCUGAAUGGGACUGAGGAGCUGGUGGUGUCCCCAGCAAUAGAUGAUGCCCAGAGAGCUUUUAGUGAUCUGACCACAGUGGGAUUACUGCAGCAGGAACUGCAUGAUUCAGAGCUGCGGGUCCAGAGUGCUGAGCAGCGGGCCCUGAAGGCUGAAGAAGACCUGCAGAGAGCUUUAGAGAAAAUUAAGGACCUGGAGAGACAACUGCAGGGUCGGUCCAGUCUGGAACCCAAAAGUACAGAAGAGAAGAAGAAAACUCCACCACCUCCAACACCACCAGUAACAACCCCAGCUCCUGCAAAGAAAAGCACAGCUGAGACCAAACCAUCCAGCAGCAGCAAAAAGACCAAAAAACGAUGACCUAACGGGAUCAGGAAGUGUUUCAACUUUUUUCAGUUGACUGUCCAGUUACACUUUUGGCAAACUAUUUAUAGAACAACGUUUAGGCUUUAAUGUGCGUUUGCUGUAUUUAUUCUUUGAUUGAAGUCUGUUGCAGUAAGAUCAAUAAACCAAAAAAGGACAGCUGAUCAACUAACUGUCUCAGCAGUUUAGAGAAGUGGCGUAGAUGGUUAGUUAACAAAAAAGAAGAAGUUUGAUCAACCACCCUUUUCAUCAAUAUACUUUCCAGACCUAUUUCCAGUAUUAGUUGUCCCAUGUUCAAACUGUUUGGCUAUGAUAUUUAACAUAGUGAUUUCUCUGUUUAUUGAAUGGCU